AUGGUUUAUCAACUGAUAUGUACAAUUGUUCCGAUAUUAUUAAACUUUAUUCUAAUAAUUUUAAUCUGGACAAAAUCACCACCACAAACUGGCAAAUAUCGAUGGUUGAUGAUGUUCACGGCAUUUUUUGAGAUAUAUUGGGGAGCAUUUGAUUUACCUGCAGAAAUUAUAUCUCAUUCUGUUGGUUGCGCUUUUAUAACAUUUCGUAUCAAUUAUCCAGAUAGCAUUCUAAAUGCUGAACAGAUGGGUUGUUGUAACAUAUACAGCAAUAUUUGGAGCUUCGAUGGCAUUCUUUGCUUCACAUUUUGUUUAUAGAUAUGGAUGCAUUGAAACGUUAGAAAAAUUAUAGUUGUACUCCGAAAUAGUUGCAUGUUUUUAGAGGUUUCGGUCAAAAGUUUACAUCAGGCUGGAAAUUCGGUUUUUGUUUUUGUUUCCAUUGGCUUAUUGUUUUUGGUGGGGAGCGGCAGUGCGAAUUUGGGUUUGGAAUACUCCGGAAAUGGAUGAAUAUGCUAGGUGUUAGUAUUCUGAUAUUAUUGUAAUUGUUCAACUUUUAAGUGAUUUGAUUGCGAGUACUGUGAAUCUUUCUAUUGAAAACAUAAGUUAUAUUGGAGGUAUGUUCUUUAAAUUUGAUCAAAACGGAACGAUGUCUUUUAAUAAUGAUCCAUGGAUUGGAGGCGGUCAAAUGUGGUUUAUGGUGGGAAGCUCUUUGGUAUGCGUCUUUGGUUUUGGUUUUCUCUGCUAUAAGAAACUCCGCGAUACUCUUGCGAUAGCUUCAAAAGCGGCAAAAAAUGUUGAAAAACAGUUAUUCUAUGCAUUAGUUGUACAGACAUUCAUUCCAUUUAUUCUAAUGCACAUACCAAUUACUUUAUUUUUUCUGUCUCCGAUUUUUAUGCUCAAUAUGGAUUUUGCUUCAAACUUCAUCAUUAUUACUAUAACCUGUUACCCAGCUGUUGAUCCGCUUCCAAUUUUUUUCAUUAUAAAAAGUUAUCGAGAAACAAUUUGAAAUGCAUUCCGAGCCGUUUAUCGUUAUAACAAAAGUACUUCUCAAGUUGGAGUGACGCAUAUUAUGGCACCUGUGAAUAGUA
Messenger RNA from Caenorhabditis elegans, 1085 nucleotides. NCBI's taxonomy places the organism in Eukaryota, Metazoa, Nematoda, Chromadorea, Rhabditida, Rhabditidae. The record is from the annotation of a RefSeq genome assembly.